AUGCGAAAGAUAUGCCUUAAUUAUAAUGUCAACUUUACCUUAAGGUAAUAAACCCUCUGGACGCCAUCUGCAACGUACCACGUAACGACGCAGUGUGUGUGAGCAACCUCAAAUCGGCCAAGUCGAUGGAUAAGCACAUUCUACAGGACCGGCCAGAUGUAAAGAUCUUCCUGCCAUUCCGAUUCUUAACCUACAAACCAGCGGAACUAUUCGUGGAGAACACUUACAGGAAUUACUUAGUGGCUCUUGAUGGAGACCACGUGGUAAGCCUGAUCGAUGAGAUAUCGUACCGCGCCGCGCCAUCCCCGCCGCUCUCGCAGUUGCACGAUAUCCCACCAGAGGUGUUCUGCAACGGCGACAACCGCCCCCCUGACUGCGCCGAAGACUGCCGCUGCACGCAUAUGAUUGACGUACCCUUAAACGCUAUAGUUGAAAUCGUAUUGGUUGACGAAGUCCAAAGCCAAAACCUCUCUCAUCCCUUCCACAUGCACGGUAACAGCUUCCGCGUCAUUGGCAUGGGCCGGUCCCCCGACAAAACCAUUAAGAAGAUCAACCUGAAACACGCUCUAGACCUGGACCGGCAGGGUUUGCUAGAGCGGCAGUUUGAGGACCCGCCGUCGAAAGACACUAUUGCCGUGCCCAACAAUGGAUAUGUGGUGCUGCGGAUGAAAGCUGACAACCCAGGAUUCUGGUUGUUCCACUGCCACUUUCUCUACCACAUAGUAAUCGGCAUGGCAACAAUAAUCCACGUAGGGACGCAAGACGACCUACCUCCCGUGCCUCCCCACUUCCCAACCUGCGGCAGCCACGUCACAGCCAUCACUCCCCCGAUAUUCCACUUAUACUGACAGUGACAAUCACUGUUGGACAUUAUAGCAUUCGAUCUCACUAAAUGUGCAGAGAUUCUCCAGGAAUCUUGAUUCCAUCGAUAUGAAAUUGAAUGAAUACUACUGCCAUAUCUUAUUUCGUGUACUUAGACAAAUAUGAAAGACCAGCUGCAUAUUUUUGUUUGGUUCAUUGAGACGUAGAUGGCAUUUGGUUUGGCAAAUGUUGCCAAGGAAACUACUUAUAUUUUAGGAACAUAUUUUUAUGUUUAUGGCGAAUGAUGUGCCAGGCGUAUCGAAGAAAACCCUCUACUGUAUAAAGUUGACGCUCCUAGCAUGCGUCGUGAAGUUAUUGUACAGGCUUCCAAAAAGAUA
This is a messenger RNA of Cydia splendana, 1199 nucleotides long. RefSeq lists its product as uncharacterized. The record is from RefSeq and is a predicted model, not a curated record. NCBI's taxonomy places the organism in Eukaryota, Metazoa, Arthropoda, Insecta, Lepidoptera, Tortricidae. Gene Ontology annotation, molecular function: oxidoreductase activity; copper ion binding. The coding region runs from base 126 to 848 and encodes 240 amino acids. The transcript has 4 exons.